Molecule: messenger RNA, 2453 nt
Organism: Stereum hirsutum FP-91666 SS1
Lineage: Eukaryota; Fungi; Basidiomycota; Agaricomycetes; Russulales; Stereaceae
Exons: 8
Coding region: 181-888 (235 amino acids)
Source: RefSeq, a predicted model, not a curated record
AUUUCCUCUACAUCGACUCGGUGCUCGCGAUGUACUCGGCGCACCGAAAUACGGCCGAGAUCAUAGUUGCGUGGUAUUCGUUGCGUACUAUCCACUCUCUGUAGGACGUUAUAUUCGCUGCUUUCUCCAUGUUCUUCUACACCAACCUACCUCUUUAAACUACCACUCACUUUCAUACCAAUGCGACGAGGAAAACUGCUCCUCAUGGUCACCACCGCGCUUGCUGGGACAUUUGCAUCUGUAGCGGUAUCCAUUGAUGUCAAUGCAUUGUUGAGGUUGAAGACACACCGAGCGUACAUUAGCAACUCUGCUCCUCUAGGUGUGUCGGUGAGCGUAGACACCGAUGACAUUUUUGCGGCAGGCCUUGUCUUUGCUAUCGCCAUCGCUCUAACCCCAGCCCAGGGUAUCCUCAAUAGUCUGCUCUUUACAUGUCUUCCUUUGCGAUACCAGUCUCGCAUUCACCGACUAUUCUUCCUAUCUCCCAAAAACCUAUGGGGUCAAGGGAUAUUCUUCGCGCUGGUCACCCUGAUUGGAAUAGGACCGCUCAUCGCUCUCGACUUUCUCGUGUUUCAUGGCUUGAGGGGCGCUAUCAUCAAGGUGGACGGUGUUCAGAUGUCGCCGCAUGAGCUCGAGAGCAUGGGAAUUCCUAGCUUGCCGUAUCGUUCUCAGCGCUAUAUUCGCGUAAUGGCCAUCGUACCGUGGCUCGCCAUUCUUUUCAACAUCAUCGCUCUCCCGUUCGUGUUAUAUGCAGGAAGUCACUGGCAGGAAGACCUUGGGCCACCCGCACCCUCUACGCCUUCCGCCGGCUUCAUAGAGAUGGGAUUACACCGGGGUCCCAAGUUAUCGACAAGCCAAGAGCAUCUUCGGCAGUAUGACGAGGUUUCAUAGGGGAACGACGGGCGACAUACGUAGCUGGUCGAUCUGUCACGAUAGAAGGAUUCUUCGUAUACACAAGGACUAUCGGUAGGCUUAUUGGCUGACCCACAAUAUCGAUAUGUAUACUCUAUGUAUAAUUGGGUUUAAGUGGGAUUACCAUCCUAAUUACUCCGAUUUCUAGUCUGUCAGUUGUCUUCUCGAGUGCUUGAAAGCCUAUCAUUCUCACAGUACUUGAGCUGCAAGGCUCAGACCCGAUAACUCGCAUCACUAUCCAGACCGAGAGGCCCUAUGUUACUGGUCUCCUGUUGGUACCCUGUCAAUUUUUCAUCCCCGUGUCUCCGGUCCAUCCGUUAGGUCUCACAUACAGUACAACACUCAUGUGGCAUUCCGGUUUCUCAUGUGCCAACCGCGAAUCCCACUCCCCGCAGUUCUACUGAGGCAUACGUUGUAUUAAUAUGUCAGACCGUGGACGAAUUGCGGCCAAGCAGAGUAUAUAAGGGCCUCCCAUCGUGUGGUAUUUGUCGUUCCAUUCUCUUUCACGUUUCCCCCGAUGCAACGAGCGAAACUUCUCCUUCUGGUCACCCUCACACUUGCUACGACCUGUGGAAUUGUAGCGGGAGCUAUCGAUGUGCAGGCAUUGAUAAAGUUGAGGGGGCAUCGAUCGUUUAUUCGAAGCUCAGCGCCCGAAGGUGUGUCGGUGAGCGUGCAGACGAACGAUCUUUUCGCUGCAGGCCUUGCAUUCGCUCUCGUCAUCGCCUUGUCUCCAGCUGCCGGCCUUCUGAUCAGUCUGCUUCUCCCCUAUCUUCCUUUACGACAUCUCUCCCGCAUUCCCCGCGCGCUUCUCCCAUCUUCGUCUAAACUACGAGGUCAGGGAUUAUUCCUCCUAUUGAUCACCCUUCUAAGCAUCGGACCACUCGUCGCCCUCGAUUUUCUUGUGUUCCACGGUUCGAGAGGGGCCAUCAUCAAGGUGGAUGGGGUUCAACUUUCAGCAUCUAUGCUGGAGAGCAUGGGAAUUCCUGAACUAAUAUAUCGAUCUCAACGAUAUAUCCGCGUAAUGGCCAUUGUACCGUGGCUUGGCGUUCUUUUCAACAUCAUCGCUCUCCCGUUCGUGUUUUAUAGUGCAAGCCACUGGUCAGAGGGCCUUGCGACAGCCGUGUCCUCUACACCCUCGAUCAGCUCUGCAGAAGUGGCGGAGAUUAUACGGGCGUCGAGAGGCUUUGACGAGAAAGUACCUACUUUUGUCUGACGAAGAUCUGCAGAUGAGGAGGAUGGUGUAGGUCGAAUUGUCCGACGAUUUGUUUUGUCGCAGGGGAGGGAUACUGGUCUCCGAAAACAAACUUUAGCACAUAGUUACCCCGCUCUGAAGACGGAGCAGACGGCGCAACACCUCAUUUGUACCACCCGUUCGAGCUUGUCGAGAUCUGCGUCUGAGACGUCGAUAGUUUUCACGGGUCAGAGAACGAGUACUCAGGCCACGUUCGCAAUGAAAAUAAAUCAUGUCAGGUAAAUCUUCGGUGCAAGUAUAGGAACAGUGAAGCUCGCCACGGUGACUCGAGAACAGAGCGUGUGAAUCUGUG